GCGCGGACAGACACUCGGGACACGGCUAGCGACACCAGAGACUCGGGUAUUUGUUCUUAAAUCCAAGUAAACGAAGCAAAACUUUGCGCGAUAACUAUUUUUUUCCGACAAGCAUCUAUGCACAGCGUUGAGAGGAAUUCGCAUUUUGAAGCCAACUGCAGCUGUUUUCGUCGUGCAAGCCUACGAGAAUAUUCAAAUAUAUCGGAGCGCGCCAGCCGGUUUGACGUUUGUCAACAGCGCUGUAAGAUUGUCGGAAACAGCGAGUUAACUUUCAAAUAAUAGGCUUGCCGCUUUGCGUGGAGUGAAACGGAACUGGGUUUUUGUUUUUUUUUGGAUUUGUUUUUGUUUUUGUUUUUUAGUGUUAUACACUUUACAUCUGCCUUGCCCUGGAAAUAAGCUAGCUAACUUGGCUAACAAAGCAUGGCGGAAUUUCUUGAAGACCCGUCGGUUCUCACGAAGGAGAAGCUGAAAAGUGAACUGCUGGCGAACGCCGUGGCCCUGCCUGGAGGGGAGCACAAGAAAGAGGUCUAUGUUCAACUUUACCUGAAGAACCUGACUGUGCUUAACAAGAGAAAAAUCCCUCCACCUGACACUUUUUCCAGCGAUGAAGAAAUCACGCCAGUAAUCUCUAACAGGAGUCGUUCGGGAAAGAAAGCUACAAAAAAGACAGAUAAGAUUCGAAAAGAAGAGUUGGAUAUUUCAAGUCUAACUGAUGAAGACUUAAAAGAUCAGCUGUUCAAGUGUGGAAUCAAUCCAGGUCCCAUCGUAGCCUCAACUCGUAAACUGUACGAGAAGAGACUUCAAAAGCUGUUGGAUCAGCCUCCAGUGGACACCACAACACCAGAAUCUGAGAUUGCGGUUCCAGAGACAGUAACCCUAAAGGCAGAUGGAAAUCAGAAUGGAAACACGCACUCAGUGGAAGAUCAGUACAGUGACAAGGACGAAGAUGAAGCAACAGUGCCAGUUCACAUAGUGACUAAGCCAGUGAGAAUCCAAGGAAAAACGCCAGUCACCACCAGAACAAGUAGCAGACACCGCAGCAAGCAGGUACAGGAGACUGUAACAGAUAGAGGUGAUAUUUUAAAGGAAAUGUUCCCAAAUGAGCCUGCUACACCCACAGGGAUUAUUGCUACUUGUCGGAGGCCCAUCCAUGGUGCAGCUGGCCGUCCAGUUAGGCCAAUGGACCUCUGGCCAGAAGAGUCCUUCCUACAAAAGAGUGUGUACAAGACCACCAGAUCGUCCCUCAUGGACAGUCACAAGGCUCCAUCAUCUGUCCCACGCCCAGCCCGCCGGUCCCUCUCCAUCUGGCUGAAACUGCUGGUUUUCCUCAUGCUGACAGGCCUCUUUUACUACAUCUUUCAAAAUGUGACCACUGAGCAAAUCGACUCCUACAGGCUUGUCCUAGAGGACCGCGUGGUCAUGCCUGUCCUCCGUGCGAUUGGUGUUAUUGGCCAGGAGGAGAUUGGUGGUAACGAAUGAGGGCCCCUUUGCUCAGAGCGUUUUCGUAGUGUGUGCAUGAGCUGUCUAUAUUAUCAGACUUUAGCCUCACCCCUAUAUGGUCUUCUGGAGAAUUUACAUAUUGGCAGGGUUUUUAGUUAUAAAUAUUGCUGUCCAACUUUGUACUCUUGUCAGAAAAUACUUGUUUUAAGUAGUCUUUAACCUUCUUGUGAAAUGUUUUCAUCUUGCUUUUUGUUUUUGUUUUUUUGUAGCAGACAGUGGAAUCAAUUGUAUUUGUAUAGCUUUGUAUCAUGGUGAAACUGUUGCCAGUAUGUCUAUAGCACUGCAAGAACUAACCCCUCUAUAAAAGCAUAGCUAUUUGUUUUGAUUAUCACCAAAUUGGUUUUCUAAAAAUGUUCAGUAUCUUCAGCACAGGGUUAGCAUAAGCUCAAUGUGAUUUCAGUGGAGGAUUGCCAUAUGUACAUAAAAAUGAUAACUGCUGAGAAUUUUAGUUUCAGUUAAUGUGGCAUUAUUGGGACAGUAAAGAUAAUGUCUUACAUGGAAAUUGCAUCUUAAAAAAAUAGUUUUCAUCAAGGUGUAUAUUAGCAUUUAAAUAUACCCAGAGUACUAGAUUUUACAAGGCCAGCUAAACAGUUUGUUUUUGGGGCCGUGCGUACUAGUUAUGGACCAGAGCUUGACCCAGCUCAGCACUUGUUGGCAAUGGGUGAAAUUUUGAAUUCAAUCUUUAACCAGUUUGUGGUAAGUGACUCAUUUUAGUAUUUUUUUUUAUCUAAUCGUCAUGUAUUGUGGACAUGGUUGUUAAAAUGCUCAAAUCCAUCGUGAAUUGGACAAUUUCCAAAAUGAAAAUAAGCUUGUCUGUUUUUUUUUUCUCUCCGGUCACUGGUUAUCUGGUGAAAAUACGAACAAAAUUUUAUUUUUCUGCUGUAAUAUAAAAAUUCAGAAGUCCACAUUCAAAUCUAUUUGUCCAACAUGAAAUGGUUUAUUCCCUUACAUUUGGAGGAUACCUUUUGUGGUGAACUUUUAUUCUAGGGAGCUUUUACUUUUGUAUUUUACUACUUUGGUUUUUAAUUGUCUUUGCUUUUAAACUGCAAUAUUUUUCUAAGGCUGUGUCUUCUGAAAUUAACUUUUUAAAUACAAGUACAUGGAAUCCUACAUCAACAUGCUACAACCAACAUUUAGGUGUCUACCUGCUGUUUAAAAGGCAGAAAAUAUGGUUCUUAAAAUAUUGUAUCAAUUUGCACUUUGUCACUGGGCAGCUAACAGUGGGUAGAUGUAAUUACAGAAUUUGAUCUUUUCAUUCUGAAUGAAUUUUGAAUGUUUAUUAUGGGUCAAAUACAAUAACUGCGUGAAAUAAAAAAAAAAGAAAGACAACUCACC
Molecule: messenger RNA, 2835 nt
Organism: Electrophorus electricus (electric eel)
Lineage: Eukaryota; Metazoa; Chordata; Actinopteri; Gymnotiformes; Gymnotidae
Gene: tmpob
Product: thymopoietin b
Molecular function (GO): DNA binding
Source: RefSeq, a predicted model, not a curated record